UCCAGACUACGUUGCUAACAGCAAGGGGAGGCUCUGACUUCCCUAAUAUCCAUCAUCCCCUGCUCCCAACGUGGUCACAGAACAGGCAGAGCAACAAAGAAGGUCUCAGAGAUGGGAAAUUCUUACGCCGGGCAGCUCAAGACAACCAGGUUCGAAGAAGUAUUGCAUAAUUCUAUUGAGGCCUCUCUCCGCUCAAACAGCUUAGUCCCCAGACCAAUCUUUUCUCAGCUGUAUUUGGAAGCCGAGCAGCAACUUUCAUCACUAGAAGCAGGCAGCAGAGUGGAUAAUGAAGAGGAAGAAGAGGAAGAGGAAGAAGAAAGUUCAGAAUCAAGUAGCCCUCCUCUCUCUUAUCAGAUGAAGCCUCCUCCUGAAGGCUGCUGCACUACUGAUGGUUUCUGCCAGGCUGGUAAAGACUUGAGGCUGGUGUCCAUUUCCAAUGAUCAAAUCGAGGUGCCUUCGGGGUUUUUACUUGUUGGUGCUAAAUCACCAAAUCUGCCUGAUCACCUUUUAGUGUGUGCCGUAGAUAAAAGAUUCUUGCCAGAUGACAAUGGGCAUAAUGCCCUGUUAGGUUUCUCUGGCAAUUGUGUUGGCUGUGGCAAGAAGGGGUUCUGCUACUUUACUGAAUUUUCCAAUCACAUCAAUCUUAAACUGACCACUCAGCCCAAGAAACAGAAACACUUAAAGUAUUAUCUGGUCAGGAAUGCACAAGGAGCUCUUACCAAAGGAUCUGUAAUCUGCUGGAAAGGGGCAGAGUUCAGAGGCCGACAGGCUUCAUCCGGUCCUUGUUCAAGCACUUUGUUCCAACUGCCAGAGAGUUCGGGCCCCACGCUAACCACCACAAGUGAGCUUGUUCCAGCACCAAACCCAAAUGCUCCGGCUGGGACUCAACAAACAGGCUCAAUAUCUGAUCACCUCCCAUCAACAGCAGCAUUAGGUUCAACUGUUUACAAUGGCAAAGAUUCUCCCAAACAACAGCUGGUGAAAAAUAACCUGCCAGCUCUGACAAGACCAUCAGUCUUAGGCACUUUAACAAAUUCAGGGCCUCCUAAAAAGCGCCACAAAGGAUGGUCUCCAGAGUCGCCAUCAUCUACUGAAACUUGGAACUUGCAGCCCAACCUGCAGAUUCCAAAUAGAAAUAAAAAUGAUGUGGGAGGCCUAUCGUGUUUGACACAUUCUACUCUGGUGGGACCAGUCUGUUCUCCAAUGGUAGGCUCUGGAGAACCAGUUUCUGUUCCUGAUAACUUGCUGAAAAUAUGUAAAGCAAAACCAGUUAUAUUUAAAGGUCAUGGAAACUUUCCUUAUCUUUGUGGGAACCUUAAUGACAUUAAUAUCAGCCCUCUUCUGUACACCUGCUACAGAAAUUCACAGUCCAUAUCUAGGGCUUAUGAACAAUACGGUGCCUCUACAAUACAGCCUAUUUCAGAGGAAAUGCAGCUUUUACUAACCGUCUACUACCUUGUUCAACUAGCUCCAGAUCAGGUCCCUUUGAUUGAGGAUUUGGAACAGAUAUUCAUGCGCUCGUGGCGGGAGUCGCACCACUCUGAAAUCCGUCAGUAUCAACAGGCCAUUCCACAGGCUUUCCCUCUGGUUCCCAGCCAGAUUGCACCAAUGACGGCGGCCCAGCUUCCCUGGCUAGCUGGGCUGGCUGCCAGCUCUUGCAAUGACAGCGUCCGUAUCAUCGAGUGCAGUUACUCUCUGGCAGAGGGACUUUCAGAAAUGUUUAAGCUGCUCAUUGAAGGGAAGCUAGUGAAGACGAACUAUGUGGUGAUCAUAUGUGCUUGCAGAAACAGAGCAUUAGAUUCCUGCAUUGCGGUAACAGGGAAAUACCAGGCACGAGUACUGUCUGAGAGCAUGCUUACCCCAGCAGAGUAUCAGAAAGAAGUUAACUAUCAACUAGUUACUGGGAAAGUGGAAACAUUGGGCUCUUUUUUUAGCACCCUUUGUCCAGAUGGUGACAUUGAGGUUCUGCUGGACAAGUUUUAUCAAGAAAACCAAGGCCAGAGGUCUUCAUCUCUUUCUGCUUCAGUGACUAAGCCAACAGCAUUGGAUAUAACUGGAGCAGCUGUGUGCACGAGUUAUAAUGUUGAACGGCAUCAGAUUCGUCCAUUCCAGCUAGCGGUGGCUCAGAAAUUGCUGUCUCACGUUUGCUCAAUUGCUGACUCCAGCACUCAAAAUCUUGAUUUGGGUUCCUUUGAGAAAGUUGAUUUUCUGAUUUGUGUUCCUCCCUCUGAAGUGACAUAUCAGCAGACACUGUUUCACCUCUGGCAUUCAGGUGUUUUAUUAGAACUUGGCUUAGAAAAGGAGCACCUUACAAAGCAGAGGAUGGAACAGUAUGUUGUGAAGCUGGAUGCUGAGGCCCAGACUAAAUUUAAAAUCUUUUUGCAAAACUCUAUGCAGAAUCCACAUACACUGUUUGUACUAAUCCAUGAUCAUGCACACUGGGAUCUUGUAAGCGCUGUUCACAGCCUUUAUCCUCAGGCGGAACCAUCUGUGGGACUCGUUGAUAGAUUGUUGAACUGCAGAGAGGUGAAAGAGGCUCCAAACAUUUUGACACUCCAUGUGACUUCAUUCCCCUAUGCUCUGCAGACACAGCAUACUCACAUCAGCCCGUACAAUGAAAUCCACUGGCCUUCGUCGUACAGCAAUGGAAUAGAUCUAUACCAUGAAAACAAGAAAUAUUUUGGGUUGUCAGAAUUCAUUGAAUCCACCCUUUCUGGACACAGCCUUCCAUUGCUUCGCUAUGACAGCUCUUUUGAAGCUAUGGUCAUGGCUUUAGGAAAAAGGUUUCCCAGAUUACACAGUGCAGUGAUAAGGACAUUUGUCCUUGUACAGCAUUACUCUGCAGCUAUGAUGGCAGUAAGUGGUCUGUCUCAGAUGAAGAAUUACACCUCAGUUGAAACUCUGGAAAUCACCCAAAACCUUAUAAACUCUUCAAGGCAAUGCCCGAGUGGUCAUGGCUUCAUGGUGGUGUUAAGAAUUCCUUGCAUUCCAUUGGCUGCUGUGGCGUAUGAACGACUUUAUCACGUAAGGGAAAGACUAUCCCUCGCAGAUAAUUUUGAAAUCAUCUUGGGAAAUCCUAAUUCUGGAAUCACCAUAGGGAAGCACUUUGUGGAACAACUAAAGAUAUGGCAGAAAAUUGAAGAUGUGGAGUGGAGGCCACAGACCUAUUUGGAAUUAGAAGGUCUGCCAUGCAUAUUAAUAUUUAGUGGAAUGGACCCUCAAGGGGAAGCCUUGCCAAGAUCACUGAGAUAUUGUGACCUACGUUUAAUAAAUUCCUCUUGCUUAGUAAGGACAGCCUUGGAGCAAGAGCUUGGCUUGGCAGCAUACUUUGUUAGCUCUGAAAUUCACGUGGAGAAGGUGGUCGUGAAUGAUGUGUUGGAGAGUGACCCAGAGAAACUGAGCAGUACUGAUAAUGAAGAUGAAGAAAUAGUGACAGAAGGCUCCACUUCAGAAAAGAGAAGUCCUGUCAAAAGAGAGAGAUCACACUCCCAUGACUCUGCAUCUUCAUCUCUCUCUUCAAAAGCUUCAAGUGCAGCAUUCUGCAUGGAAUCAUCUCCUCCUUUAGCAACACCAGGGGACGUAGCAAAGUCACCCCACCUAGUCCUAAGCAGCAGUACUGAAGAGAACACACAGAACUGUGAAAGGCAAAGGCAGAAGGUAGAAAAGGGGGCGCAAAUGGUGAUCAGCAAGCACUUGCCAGUUGCAGCUGAACAGCUGGAUUCAAAACAGAACAUAAAAAGUGCCCACAUUUCCAUCAACUCAUCAUCAUCACCUUUCUCCUCUUCUUCCUCUUCCUCUGCACCUACUCACAACUCCUUCAUCCUGCAGACAUCUCAGUGCUCCAUGACUAAAGCAUCAAAACAGCCCCCCAUUGUUUUCCUGCCUAAGCUGGUGUAUGACAUUAUUACUUCUACUGACAGCAGCGGACUUCCCAAGUCCUCUUCCCUCUUGCCUUAUCAUUCUGUGAUGUGGGCGAGUUCUUUCCGCCCUGUCAUGAGUAAAAUGAUGACCUGCACAGAACAGUCUCUAUACUAUCGCCAGUGGACAGUUCCCAAGCCAAUCCAUAUGGACUACAAUAAUAGAAAUGAGGGCAGAAUGGACACCUUUCACCCAAGGAGGCUGCUGCUGAGUGGGCCACCUCAGAUAGGAAAAACAGGAGCCUAUCUUCAGUUCCUCAGUAUCUUGUCCAGAAUGCUGAUUAGACUGACGGAAGUGGAUGUUUAUGAUGAGGAAGAAAUCAAUAUUAAACUCCAAGAAGAAUCAGAUCAAUGUUAUCACCAGCCAGGAGACAUGUGGCCUGAUUUGGAGACAUUUAAGAAGAUACCUUUUGACUACACUAUUCAUGAUCCGAAAUAUGAAGAUGCAAGUCUGAUUUGUACAAGGCUUCAGAAUAUGAACAGUGACGACAGAUCAAUGGGCAGAAAACAGGAGGACAUGUAUAUGCGCCGUCAGACAACUCGAAUGAGAUUAUCUAAGUAUGCAGCAUACAAUACAUACCAUCACUGUGAACAGUGCCAUCAAUAUAUGGGCUUCAAUCCCAGGUAUCAGCUUUAUGAGUCCACCCUGCAUGCUUUUGCCUUUUCCUAUUCCAUGCUUGGAGAGGAGAUCCAGCUGCAUUUUAUCAUCCCCAAGUCAAAGGAGCACCAUUUUGUCUUUAGUCAACCAGGAAGACAGCUGGAAAGCAUGAGGUUACCGCUUGUCACAGAUAAGAGUCAGGAUUACAUAAAAAGCCCCACUUUUACUCCCACAACUGGGCGUCAUGAACAUGGACUUUUCAACCUGUAUCAUGCAAUGGAUGGUGCCAGCCAUUUGCAUGUUCUAGUUGUCAAGGAAUAUGAAAUGGCCGUAUAUAAAAAAUACUGGCCGAACCACAUCAUGCUAGUGCUGCCGAGUAUUUUCAACAGUGCUGGAGUAGGAGCUGCGCACUUUCUAAUAAAAGAACUGUCUUAUCAUAAUCUGGAACUAGAACGAAAUCGGCAAGAAGAACUGGGGAUUAAACCCCAGGAUAUCUGGCCAUUCAUUGUCAUUUCGGAUGAUUCCUGUGUUAUGUGGAAUGCAGUAGAAAUCGAUUGUUCAGGAGACAGAAAGAGUGAAUAUACAUGGACUGAAAGGAACGUUUCCUUGAAGCAAAUUCUGCAACACAUUGAAGCAACCCCUAAUGUCACUCACUACGCCUUGAUUGGGAUGAGGAAAUGGUCUAGUAAAACAAAUAGUGGUGAGAUCAGGGAACCAUUCUCCUGUUGUCAUGUACAUGACUUUGUCAUGCUGAAUGUGGAUCUGACUCAGAAUGUCCAAUAUAACCAGAACAGAUUUAUGUGCGAUGAUGUUGAUUUCAACCUGCGUGCCCACAGUGCCGGUCUUCUGAUCUGUCGGUUCAAUCGCUUCAGUAUCAUGAAGAAGCAAAUUGCAGUAGGAGGACAUAGGUCCUUCCAUAUUAAGUCUAAGGUACCUGAAACUCCAGUUUCAACAACACCUGCUCAGUAUAUCUGUGCUCCUGACAGCAAGCAUACCUUCCUGGCAGCACCUGCUCAACUGCUGCUUGAAAAAUAUCUCCAGUACCACAGCCAUCGCUUCUUUCCUCUUUCACUGAAGAAUUAUAGCCAUCCAGUGCUAUCUGUGGAUUGUUAUCUUAACUUAGGACCACAGAUUGCAGUUUGCUACGUAAGUUCCCGACCUCACUCUCUGAACAUCAGUUGCUCUGGUUUGAUGUUUAGUGGACUCCUGCUUUACCUCUGUGACUCCUUCGUUGUAGCUAGCUUUUUGAAAAAGUUUCAUUUCCUGAAAGGUGCCACCUUGUGUGUUAUUUGCCAAGACCGCAAUUCUCUUCGCCAGACUGUUGUCCGGCUAGAACUAGAAGAUGAAUGGCAGUUCCGACUGAGGGAUGAAUUCCAAACUGCCAACGCCAAAGAGGACAGACCACUUUUCUUUCUGACUGGACGACAUAUCUGAUAGAAAAUGAGCAGGCUUCCUUAACUGUCUAAUGAGAAGAGGUAGUACAAGAGGCUGAGUUCUCAGUGCUCCAAAAAAAAAAAAAGCCAUUUGAGAGGCUCUGUGCUCUGAAACAUUCAAGCAUAUGUUUCCUGAGGAGCCAUCAGCUGAGCAAUUUUGAAAUAUUUUUAUUAAAAUUAUAUUUAAUCAACUAAUGUGUGUUUUUAUCGCCAAGAAUUGGAAGUGACUCUUCUAAUUUAAUUACCCAGUAGAAGUAAUUCCUGAUACCUGGGAAAGAGGUACCAACUUAUUACUUCACAUGGUGGAAACAUUUCUGGAUAAGAAGAGAGAUCACAUUUCUGUCAAAACAGAAAACACACAAAAUGUUUCAAAAUUAAGAUGUUUAGAAACAGUUUUGUACAAUUAGGGAAUGUAAAUGUAGAGAAAUAGGGAAUGUACAUUUAGAAGUAGACUUCGUUCUUUUUAAGUCUUAUUUAUCUAGAAGUCAGCACAAGACAUCAGACCAAAUUUCGGAUUUUACAGGAAAUUUUACAUUCUGGUAAUAGAUUGCUACUGAUUGAUACAAAGAGGCUUUUUAUACCUAGAGGUAUAAAAUACAUUUUUUAUGUAAUGGGAACUGGUUGCAACCAUAACUAUGGUGUGAGUGUCACACUGAAUAAUUUUAUCAUACAGGAUUUGGGGGGGUGGCGGGGUAGGUGUAAUUAAGGUACCUGUGUUUGGUUGGUCAAGAAAGAGCACUUUGAAAGUAGACUUACAAAAGAAGGAGAUGUGAACAUUUAUUCCAGAACACUUGAGAAUCUGGGACAAAGUCUAAAAUAGCUGAAGAGGAUUAAGGGAAAGAUUAACAGCAACCAAACUUUGAGAUAAAUAAUUUUGAGCUAAAUGAACAGUUGCUUUUAGUUACAGAUGAAUUUGUUGCACUGGCUUAAGACUUCAACGCAGGCCACCAGGCAAUUCAGACAGGAGAUGUGUAUAGCACUGAAGUCCAAAUUCCAAAUACCCUCCUAGAAUGCUCUCUUGCUAAGGCACUUCAAAAAAGCUGGGCAGUCAGGUGGCAUCUUUGCUGAGUAUAUGUAGAAAUCUAAGAGGAUGUUUAGAAAAUGCAUCAUGCAGUUUAGUAUUUAGCACCCUGGACUGUUAAAAUGUAGAGUGCAUGCUGAAAACACCUGGUUAUAUUUAUAGACAUACUCCCCAAAGCUGCAAUCCCAGAACUUCAUGUUUAUCCUUAUGGAGUCAGUGGCUCUGAUCCUUGGCUUGGCCUAGAUACCCUAUGCCAAGUGUAGGCAUGAAAGGUGGCACAAAUGUCACCAGAAAACCCUUUAUAAUAUGUUAAUCCUCUCUUGACUGGCUACACCAACUAUAGGACCAUUUUGUGCUCGUGGAGUAGCAUUAAGUGGCUAUAACACAUUUGAGGUAUUGUAACUAAGACACUAAUAAUCUGUGCCAAAGAGCUGACUUAGAUUUAUUUUCAGGGAAUAAAAAUAAAUUAAGUGAUUGUGAGAGAUUUAGGAUAAUGUUUACACAAUUGUUUUGGUAGAAAGUGAUAUGCUUGUAUAUUUCAUUGUGCUUCUUUUGGAGUAAGAACUUUCUUUUUAGUUUUAUUUUAUUCUUUGUAAAUAGUAUUUCCUGUGCAAUUCCCUCCAUUCGAUUAGUUAACUUAAACUUUUUAAAGGGUUGUAAUAUUAAAGUCUUACUCAUCCUUUAUAAAUAAAAUAUGUAAUGC
Messenger RNA from Dermochelys coriacea (leatherback sea turtle), 7672 nucleotides. It is a transcript of the gene GREB1, whose product is annotated as growth regulating estrogen receptor binding 1. The transcript is spliced from 33 exons. The record is from RefSeq and is a predicted model, not a curated record. Gene Ontology annotation, biological process: multicellular organism development. The coding region runs from base 112 to 5949 and encodes 1945 amino acids. Lineage: Eukaryota; Metazoa; Chordata; Testudines; Dermochelyidae.